CAUAUAUAUUACCUCUACGCAAAGUGUCAGUCCUCUUUCCCCAGCAAAACCGGAGUCAUAUACCCUCGGUCUAAACAAUUAUGCCGUACCGUUUACCUAUGUACUGGUAUAUCACAAACUAGAGUCAAAAUACUGCGUGACUGGGUUCAAGAUAGCGUUUCCUCGACGUCCUCAACGUGGCUAAAUACCAGAUAGCGACGUACACGUGUAGAAAUCUAAUCAAUGACAAGGAUCUGAAUCCAAGCAUGUGCUAAGCACAACGCGGCAGGAAAACUUUGAUUAAUUUCAUGCUUACUCGGAGUACGUCGCAUCAAUUGUAAUGACCAUUCGCGCAUGCCUCUCUGCAAGGCCAAGCCCUACCCUCCCUCUAAUCUGAAUUCCUGCGACAACCUAAGAAGCACUGUUGGCCCUAGUUACACAUCUCCGAUGAUGAGGUGUAUCUUCUCACUUGCCACGCCUUCAAUGUCGGUUCCUGUACCAACCUCAAUCCCUCCUUAAAUGCCGACAACUACGGGCAAUACCAGAGAUGUGGUGGCUGAUGAGAGCCAUCUCGGUAUCAUUAUCGGGGUACAGACAGCACUGACGGUCUUGGCCGUUGUUGUCGUCUGUCUCCGUCUCUAUGUUCGGAUGAGGAUUGUCAGGAGUUCUGGGUGCGAUGACUGGACUAUGGCCCUCGCGGCGCUCUGCUCCCUCGGCGGCUGGGCUCUCUACAUCUACAAAGCAUGUCACGGUCUAGGCCACCACAUCCAAUUCCUAGACGAGAGGGAUAGAAUGAAGUUGAGCGAAGCGGCGUUCUGGCAGGUCAUUAUCUGCUCGGCUACCGGGAUCGCGUUGCUCAAGAUAUCUAUCGCGUUGAAUUUGCUGAGGUUCAGCCCGACCCGAUGGUACACCAUGUCUUUAUGGACAAGUAUUGCAUUUGUCGCAGCAUACAGCUUCAUGGCCGCGAUGACUUUCUUCCUCCACUGCAAACCAAUGCAAGCACAUUGGGAUACGCGCAUCAAGGACGCGAAGUGCUACCCGGUACAUCUAUUCGUCGUCUUCGCUCUGAUAAAUACAUCCUUCAAUAUCUUCACCGACGUCCUCUUCGCAACGAUCCCGAUCCCGAUCGUCUGGAAUCUGCGAAUGAAACGCCGAGUGCGCAUGUAUCUAAUCGGCGUCUUCAGUCUCGGUUACUUCACAGUUGGUCUCGGCGUCAUCAAAGCAGUAGCCCAACUCGCAUACACAAACGAGAAGGAUAUUUUCUUUAAUGACUCCAUCCUCUUCUGGGGCCUUGCCCAAUUCAACGUUGGAAUCCUGACCGCCUGCGUCCCCUCCCUGAAGCCCCUUGCCAGGAGAGCCCUCAAACUAUCCGAAUACACACAUUCACGGUCGCGCUCACACGGACGAUAUGGAAGGAGAUCGACAGGCCGGUGGACCAGUAGCAGACAUAGCCGUCGGGUGUUCUCGAUACACAGACGGGACCAGUAUGGGAUCGAGGAGUUGCACAGCCAUGAUGUGUCUACGCACAGUCAGUCUGAUGAAGUGAAGCUCACGCCGUACGGAGCAACGGUAUCGUUCACGGCUCAUGUCGAGAGGGGGAGGCUUGAUAAUAGCAGUGAGAUUGACGAGGAUGUGCUUGCCGAAACGUCUCCAGAAAGACGCAUGGUGGGGGGGAUCUUGAAAACAACGCAAACUACUGUUGUUAGUAGUAGAGCUGCCGAUUAGUGCUGUAAUUAUGAUGGUGAAAAUGAAUUGACAGAAGCUAAUAAUAGAACGCUAAUUCUAUCACCAAAGUAACCACGCCACUAGCUGUGUAUACGCUGCUUCAUCAUCGUCCGCCAGGGUGGGAUCAUAGUCACUCCCCAGACGACCCGCAACAACUUCCUUUGUGCGAAUAGCGUCUCUCAAACAAUCCGCUGCAUAUACAUGCCCCUCCGCUUUAUAAAUCUGGUACUUGCGAAAGUACGCUAAAGCCAAA
This is a messenger RNA of Aspergillus pseudonomiae, 1957 nucleotides long. RefSeq lists its product as uncharacterized. NCBI's taxonomy places the organism in Eukaryota, Fungi, Ascomycota, Eurotiomycetes, Eurotiales, Aspergillaceae. The transcript has 7 exons. The record is from RefSeq and is a predicted model, not a curated record. Bases 499 to 1704 code for a protein of 401 amino acids.